Molecule: messenger RNA, 1386 nt
Organism: Drosophila montana
Lineage: Eukaryota; Metazoa; Arthropoda; Insecta; Diptera; Drosophilidae
Gene: Or47b
Product: Odorant receptor 47b
Exons: 6
Coding region: 1-1275 (424 amino acids)
Biological process (GO): sensory perception of smell; detection of chemical stimulus involved in sensory perception of smell
Cellular component (GO): plasma membrane
Molecular function (GO): olfactory receptor activity; odorant binding
Source: RefSeq, a predicted model, not a curated record
AUGGCCAGCGGGAAUUUUCGGUCAUAUUUGCGGCUGGUGCGCGGCUUCUUUGGCGAAUUUCAAUCUGUGCUGCGCCAGAAAUCGCAGCCGCCACGCCUCGCCUUGCACUAUCAUCGUGCGUUUAUGGUUUUGCUGUGCAUCUAUCCCAAUCGCUGCCUGUUGGCCAAUUCCACUUACAAGCACUGCAAUCUCUUUGCAUUGGGUAAUCUGAGCGUGUUUCUGCUAACGGUUAUCGUCGCCGUACACGAGUCCACCAAUGUCAUCGACAUGGGUGACGACAUCGUCUGGAUAAUUGGGAUAACCCUCGUACUGACCAAGGUCUUUAACGUUUAUUUGCGCGCCAAUGAAAUUGAUGAAGUGAUUGAGGAUCUCAAUUACUAUGAGGAAAUCUUUAAAUCAGAUAACGAUUUGACAUUUGGCGGCUUGCAGCUGGCUGAGCAUGAGCUGGAGAAUGCGGAAGUUCAGCGCUGGCAGCGCUUUUGCUAUCUGGCCGAGACGAUCAUGCUCAUCAAUAUGACGGCCUUCAUGUUGCUCUUCAAUUUUGCAAUUGGCGUACAGCCUCUGAUGACCGGCCGAGUGCUGCCCUACCAUGUGAUCUUGCCCUUUGGCUGGCACCACGCCGUAGAGCAUCCGCACUGGCAUACGUUCAUCUAUGUCUGGCAGUAUAUCACCUCGCAGUUCAAUCUAUUGUCCAUCUGCAACAUUGAUCUGCUGGGCAUACACUCGUUUCUCCACACGGCUCUCAAUCUGAAGAUCGUAUGCAUUGAGUUGCGCAAGUUGGGUCAAGUUGGGCAGCUCGACGACGACCUGUUCCAUGUGCAAUUCCGCAAGAUUGUUCAGUUCCAUCAGCAUAUAAUACGAACUGUGCAGAAGAACAAUCGGGUGUUCCGCGGCUCCUUCAUAGCCCAGAUGAUAGCCAGCUUUGGCAUGAUUUCGAUGUCCACCUUUGAGACCAUGGCCGCCACUCAGGAACCCAAGGUGGCGGCCAAGUUCAUCCUCUGCAUGCUGGUCACAUUCGUCCAGCUCUCCUACUGGUGUCUGGCUGGCACCCUGGUCUACAGUCAGUCCCUGGAUGUGGCCCAGGCUGCGUUUGAUCUCAAGGACUGGCACACCAAGUCUAUUGUUAUCCAGCGCAAUAUUCUGUUCAUGAUCAGGCGUUGCCAGAGACCGCUCGUCUAUGCGGGCAGCCCAUUUCCGCCCUUCACGCUGGCCACCUACUCUAUCAUACUCAAGCAGUGCUACAGAGUCUUGGCUUUGCUGCGCGAAUCUAUGUAGGAUUUCAUAUAAUUCCCCGGUUUUCAUGUUCUGGUCAAAGUUUAUCUCGAAGUUAAAUAACCAAAAUACAGAGUCUAGGCUUUGCUGCGCGAAUCGAUGUAGAAUUCAAUA